This is a messenger RNA of Oncorhynchus gorbuscha (pink salmon), 2230 nucleotides long. Its product is annotated as docking protein 3-like. The transcript has 5 exons. Gene Ontology annotation, cellular component: cytoplasm. Gene Ontology annotation, biological process: positive regulation of MAPK cascade; cell surface receptor protein tyrosine kinase signaling pathway. The record is from RefSeq and is a predicted model, not a curated record. NCBI's taxonomy places the organism in Eukaryota, Metazoa, Chordata, Actinopteri, Salmoniformes, Salmonidae. The annotation marks the transcript as partial.
AACACGAUAAGAAUUUUUAGAUAAUUACUAAGAACGAGUUUAAUCAUGUCAGUACGAUCUGUUUUUAAUUUAUCAAAUAUAUCUACUUGUUUAUUUUUCGCAUGUCUUUCUGGUGAUGCAUGUAUACUUUUUUUUUUUUUUUUUAAGUCAGAUGGAGAGAAAAAGAGUAUCUUUCUCUGGUAAAUGACGUGUUGUAGAGGGGAAGGAAGGGAAGCUCAGAUCACUUGCUACUGCUGAUCUGUAGGUUCACUAUCACCUCAGACUGCUGUGUUGACUGGAACACAGCUGCAGUGGAGAGACUGGGGGGAAGGGACUUGACUGUCAGUUGGUAGUGGUGAAUGUGACCGUAUUAACGCAGACUUGGGGAGGGUGCUGAACUCUGAGGCGCUGGUGGUUAACCUAACUAACAGAAAUUAGAACAAAGACUACAGAGUUUUAGGGAAGGAUAACCUAACAGAAAUUAGAACAAAGACUACAGCGUUUUACUAGAGGAUAACCUAACAGAAAUUAGAACAAAGACUACAGCGUUUUACUAGAGGAUAACCUAACAGAAAUUAGAACAAAGACUACAGCGUUUUACUAGAGGAUAACCUAACAGAAAUUAGAACAAAGACUACAGAGUUUUACUAGAGGAUAACCUAACAGAAAUUCGAACAAAGACUACAGAGUUUUACUAGAGGAUAACCUAACAGAAAUUAGAACAAAGACUAGUGUUUUACUAGAGGAUAACCUAACAGAAAUUAGAACAAAGACUACAGCCUUUUACUAGAGGAUAACCUAACAGAAAUUAGAACAAAGACUACAGUGUUUUAGGGAAGGAUAACCUAACAGAAAUUAGAACAAAGACUACAGCGUUUUACUAGAGGAUAACCUAACAGAAAUUAGAACAAAGACUACAGAGUUUUACUAGAGGAUAACCUAACAGAAAUUCGAACAAAGACUACAGAGUUUUACUAGAGGAUAACCUAACAGAAAUUAGAACAAAGACUAGUGUUUUACUAGAGGAUAACCUAACAGAAAUUAGAACAAAGACUACAGCGUUUUACUAGAGGAUAACCUAACAGAAAUUAGAACAAAGACUACAGAGUUUUACUAGAGGAUAACCUAACAGAAAUUAGAACAAAGACUACAGUGUUUUACUAGAGGAUAACCUAACAGAAAUUAGAACAAAGACUACAGCGUUUUACUAGAGGAUAACCUAACAGAAAUUAGAACAAAGACUACAGAGUUUUACUAGAGGAUAACCUAACAGAAAUUAGAACAAAGACUACAGCGUUUUACUAGAGGAUAACCUAACAGAAAUUAGAACAAAGACUACAGCAUUUUAGGGAAGGAUAACCUAACAGAAAUUAGAACAAAGACUACAGAGUUUUAGGGAAGGAUAACCUAACAGAAAUUAGAACAAAGACUACAACGUUUUACUAGAGGAUAACCUAACAGAAAUUAGAACAAAGACUACAGAGUUUUAGGGAAGGAUAACCUAACAGAAAUUAGAACAAAGACUACAACGUUUUACUAGAGGAUAACCUAACAGACUUGAGAGAGGACGUAGGCUACACUCGGGUGAAGGUCAAGAACUGUUUGAUUGCCUCACACAGAGGGAGAGGAUGGAGGUUGUUUUCAAGGAGGGGAUGCUCUACGUUAAGGGAAACAAGUUUGGAAAGAAAACGUGGAGGAAGACGUGGAUCGUUCUCUACCCCACUAGCAUUUUCGGCAUCGGUCGAGUCGAAUUCCACGACAUCCUUGACGGAGGCCACACAACCACCAAGUCCAAAUCCACCCAGUGUAGGAGGAUUGUUCAACUGUGUGACUGCCUCAGUGUUACCCUGGCCCCAGAGGAGAGAUGCGCUCCAGCACUACCUAACGAUGACUGUAGAGCGUUCGACCUGAACACCACACAAAGAAGAUACAUCCUGGCCUCAGAGAACUACCAUGACUGGGUUGGGGCUCUCUGCCAACUGGCCUUCCAGAAAGAGCCUGGACACGCAGAGACCAGAGAGAAGGAGAGAGGAGGUGGGAUGGGGAUACCCAUGGAGGAGAAUGAGCUGUAUGCUACCUGGAAGACAGCCCAAUACCAGGUGACAGUUAAGACCAAUGAGGCGUCGAAGAGAUGUCAGCUGACAGGAAAGUACCUCUUGCCAGAGCAGGACGCCAUAUUGCUCCAGGACCUCCAGACUGGUGUUACCGUCCACUGCUGGCCCUACCUGCUACGGCGCUUGGACAGGUCAAG